AUGCGUAGGCCGACCUCGAGCAAAGAGCGAUGAACCUGAUUACUAGGCCUUCGACGCAUCCCCUGUAGAAAGCCUCAUCAAUCAGGGAAAGCGUUGUAAUUUUCAUCACAUGACGCCAAACACAUGUGGGAACGCCUGCAAGGGUCUGAAGAGUCCGAUGGGUCAUGUUUUGCCUACUGUUCAUCAAGGAGGAGUGUCUGGCUUGUCGCGUCCACAACCCAGACAAAGCUUUGCACAACACGGCUGUGAGCAAGACGCCUUGUCCUUUUUUUCUUACUCCCUUUAGUUCAAACAGCUCAGCGCCAGACUUCGCAAUGGCUGUACCAUCCGCUAUACAGCAGUACCCGAAAAAUGACACCCUCGCGAAAGCAUGGGACAUGCUACAACAUACUCUAGAGAUUGCUUUUGGACCUCAGUCUUGGCAUUUAGUGACAGAAGUCAAACUUGUCGCAGACUUCCCAACGAACAGCGCGAUUUGGCUAACUCGAGCCGCCGAAAUGAGGGCUUUGAACGGACUUGCGAAUGCACAAUUUAUAGGAAAUCGUGACCCUCAGCUCCAUCCUCGGCUAGACUCGCUCAACGAUAACAUCUGUCUUGAAGUCGACCCGAACAUGAUGUGGAAGGAGCGAAAGUACGAUCUGAUCCAUUCUCGAGUGAUCGAGUACAUAGAAAACUGGCCAGAAUAUCUCAGGAACGUGCAAACUUGCCUUGCACCUGCAGGUAUGCUCAACAUAGAAGUAGUUGAGAUGAUUCCUUUCACCGACGAGGGUAGCCUGCCCGAAACAUCCCCUCUCCUGCAACUAUCUCGGAUCUUGUACGAACCUUCAGAAACAUCAAAGAUUGGUCGCGUUUCCUCCAAUAUCGGGCGGGAUCUGAACAGAAUCGGGAUACAAUCGAAACUUGUGCAAUACAGGCUCCCCGUCGAAGAUUGUCAGGAUGAGGGAGAAAUUCCAGUGGGGGAUUGGCUUGUAUCGACGAUGGUCAAGUUCAUAGAAGCACAUGUAGCAAUCGCACGCGAAGGGCCUGAACAGCCUCAAUUGGAUGAUAGGCUUGUGGAAGCAGCGAAAUUGGAAAUUUCAAAUCCUGCUUUUCGUGCCUAUUACAAUUAGUCAGUUUCCCCUGGUACGUCGGCGAAUACCUGACAC
This is a messenger RNA of Colletotrichum acutatum, 1145 nucleotides long. RefSeq lists its product as uncharacterized. The transcript has 3 exons. NCBI's taxonomy places the organism in Eukaryota, Fungi, Ascomycota, Sordariomycetes, Glomerellales, Glomerellaceae. The record is from RefSeq and is a predicted model, not a curated record. The coding region runs from base 165 to 1109 and encodes 314 amino acids.